Phyllotreta striolata is the source of this 540-nucleotide messenger RNA. The record is from the annotation of a GenBank genome assembly. Lineage: Eukaryota; Metazoa; Arthropoda; Insecta; Coleoptera; Chrysomelidae.
AUGGGGCUCACCAUAUCGGCAGUAUUCAAUAGAUUGUUUAGCAAGAAACCCAUGAGAAUAUUGAUGGUGGGUUUGGAUGCGGCCGGUAAAACAACUAUUUUAUACAAAUUGAAACUCGGCGAAAUCGUAACGACGAUUCCGACGAUCGGCUUCAACGUGGAAACCGUCGAGUACAAAAACAUUUCGUUUACCGUGUGGGACGUGGGAGGCCAGACGAAAAUCCGGAAGCUCUGGAGGCAUUAUUUCGCCAACACCGACGGUUUGAUAUUCGUGGUGGAUUCCAACGACAGAGAUCGCAUCGCCGAGGCCGAACAAGAGCUGCACAACAUGCUGGGCGAGGACGAUCUGAAGGACUCCGUUCUGUUGAUAUUCGCCAACAAACAGGACCUGCCGAAUUCCAUGUCGACGGCCGAAUUGACUGAUAAAUUGCAACUGAAUACAUUGAAGAAUAGAAGGUGGUACAUCCAAGCUACGUGCGCCACGCAAGGCAACGGAUUGUACGAGGGACUCGAUUGGUUAUCCAACGAGCUGGCUAAAUGA